AUGGAUAUACUCGAAACUCUGUUUGGGAGGACUGUCACCCCAGCUGAGAGGCUUCGCCAGCAUCAGCGAUCCCUCGCAAAGGCGCAGCGCGAAUUGGACCGUGAACGUGGAAAGCUCGAACAGCAAGAAAAGAAACUUAUAAUGGACAUCAAACGAAGUGCCAAGUCCGGCCAAAUGAAUGCCUGCAAAGUGAUGGCCAAGGAUCUCGUUCGAACUCGACGAUAUGUUCAAAAGUUCUAUCAGAUGAGAACACAACUUCAAGCAGUCAGUCUUCGCAUACAGACCCUGCGCAGCAAUCAGCAAAUGGCGGAAGCCAUGCGCGGAGCAACUCGAGCUAUGGGAGCAAUGAACAAAGGAUUGAAUCUACCCUCCAUUCAACGCAUUAUGAACGAGUUUGAGAAGGAAAGUGCCACGAUGGACAUGAAAGAAGAGAUGAUGUCGGAUGCAGUAGACGACGUUAUGAACGAUGAAGUUGAAGACGAAGAAGAGGAGGGCGACAAGAUUUUGAAGGAAGUCCUGGAUGAGAUCGGCGUCGACUUAUCACAACAGCUUGUUGAGGCCCCUGCUGGAUCUCUCACCUCUCCACUGGCAAACACGAGACAAGCAGUUGCCUUAGGAGAGUCUGAUGGUCCCGCAUUUCCAAGUGGGAAGGGUGGUAGCGAAGAUAAGGGUACGGGAGGUGGUGGCGGCGGAGGCUUGUCGGAUGAAGACGCUCUGCAAGCUCGACUAGAUGCUCUUAGACGGGGAUGAUAGACAAUGUAUUGAUCAGGCUGUAUUAAUAUCAGAUCGUU
Messenger RNA from Fomitiporia mediterranea MF3/22, 791 nucleotides. RefSeq names its product vacuolar sorting protein DID4. Gene Ontology annotation, biological process: endosome transport via multivesicular body sorting pathway; protein transport; late endosome to vacuole transport. Bases 1 to 750 code for a protein of 249 amino acids. Gene Ontology annotation, cellular component: ESCRT III complex; multivesicular body. The record is from RefSeq and is a predicted model, not a curated record. NCBI's taxonomy places the organism in Eukaryota, Fungi, Basidiomycota, Agaricomycetes, Hymenochaetales, Hymenochaetaceae. The transcript has 5 exons.